Messenger RNA from Clarias gariepinus (North African catfish), 1272 nucleotides. Its product is annotated as GTPase IMAP family member 2-like. The record is from RefSeq and is a predicted model, not a curated record. Gene Ontology annotation, molecular function: GTP binding. The coding region runs from base 1 to 1257 and encodes 418 amino acids. The transcript has 2 exons. NCBI's taxonomy places the organism in Eukaryota, Metazoa, Chordata, Actinopteri, Siluriformes, Clariidae.
AUGUUUGAGAAUUUAAAAAAAAAAAAAUCUAACUAUUUCUUCAUUACAGAUGUUUCUUUAAAUAGGCCAGCAUUAGAAGAACCCAAAUCAGAUCUUCGGCUUGUUUUGCUGGGUGGAGAUUGUGCUUAUAACUGUUAUGCAUCAAACAUAAUACUCAGGACUGUUCACACAGAAUUUGCCAUCAGUCCAAAAAAAGGCAACAUUAGAGAGGGGACUGUUGAUGGAAGACAGGUGUCCGUAUUUGUGGCUCCUUCCUACUGGAUGGAACAUUUGGCCUCCUAUUUGUUUUUCCGAAAUAGAGUCGAGUCCAUCAGACAUGAGAUUCAAAACUGUACAUCACUGACGUUUCCUGGUCCUCACGCUCUCCUUCUAGUGAUGCGACCUGGACACGCUACUGGGAAAGAACAUUAUCUUUUAAAAGCAAUAACCUACAUGUUUGGAGCUGAGGCUUUACAGUACACUAUGGUGUUGUUCGUUCAUGGACAUGAAUGGGAAAAUCGAGUAGAGCAUCUAAAGAACUGCUGCGUAAAGAUGUGUGGAGCGAGACACUUCAUUCUGGAGAACAGUAAUGAAAAUAUCAAAGAGCUUUUCAAGCAAAUUAAUGCAAUGACACGGAUGAAGAGAAACAGCUUUUUUGUUCAGAAGUCGUACGAAACCGUUAUGAAAAUGUGCUUUGAACCCUGGGAAAGGGCUCAGGUGUCCAAGGUAGCAAAAUUACAAAAAGAACUAGAAGGAACAAAGACCGAGCAAUGUCUAAGGGAGGACAUGGUAAAGGCUGAAUUUGAUUCACCUAGAAUUGAGAGAGAUUUAAGGAAGAAGCUGGAAGCCUCUAGAUCUUAUGAGAGUUUGUUACAGAAGGAUUUGGACAAAGCCAUGUGUAAUAAGACACAGAUAACAGAUGAACUAAAAGCAUCCAGACAUCAUGAGAGUGUGUUACAGAAGGAAUUGGACAGAGCUAUGCGUAAUGAGAGAGAGUUAAGGAAUGAACUAAAAGCAUCCAGACAUCAUGAGGGUAUGUUACAGAAGGAAUUGGACAGAGCUAUGCGUAAUGAGAGAGAGUUAAGGAAUGAACUAAAAGCAUCCAAAGAUCACGAGAGUGUGUUACAGAAGAAAUUGGACAGAGCUAAGCAAAGUGAAAUACAGUUAAGAAAAGAGAUGGAGCAUGUGUUAAAAGUGAGUAAAGCAGAAGUACGCCGCAGCAGCAUUAAUGUUUUACCACCAACAAUGACAGAAGAUCAGAGUAAUGUCACUAGAUGAUGUGGAAGAAAUGUG